UUCGGCGUCUUCGAUUGCUCAAUGAAGAAUUAUAUUCAGUGGUGAAUUGUGAUACGAAGACAAAGUGAAUUCUGAAUUACCAUAAACGUGCGUGCAAAGAUAACGCAGAGAAGAACCACAACGAGCCAGAAUCUGGUAUCAACUCUCAACGUCGAAACGCGUGAAAUGUGCGGCGUCCGUCGAGAUACCUGAGCGGCGUUACGGCUUCGCAACGAUGAUUUCAAGAUCUGGACUCGGGUUAGACUCAAAUCCUCUUGGCGACUUUUGAUAAUCAUCACAUGGAGAGUCCGGCACUCGACAUACGUGUAUUGUUAAACGCGUAUUAUAUUUAAUGAGGAGUAGCGCGCGAGGAGGGGACGACGCCGGCGUCUGGGGAGAAAGAGAUAAAAAGAAAAGGAAAGAACUGGCGUAUCGUGACCUCUCCGUAGACCGGUAUCGCCGUCGUGGUGGAACGACUGGUCGCUCCUGUGGUACACGCGGUUGUCACGCGGCCGGCGACUGACGAUAAAUCGCGCACUCAUACACCUACACUGUACGAAGAAUCGCCACCGCGGCUUCUGUCAGUCGCCGACGAUCGAUUCGCCAUCGCGUCCUCAAGGAGCACUCUGUCUCUCACACGUUUGUCUUGAGAUUCCUCAUCCAGCGUUGUUUCUUCACGGCACGUAGCACGAAAAUGAGCGAUAAGCCGGUUCCCGUUGGUUCCAAGCUCACCGAGUCUUCCGAGCCUGAAUCUUCCGAGAGACCGAAGAGCUCCGUAUGCAAAUCCAAAGAACAACCUACGAAGAUGAAGGAACAGAUCACGAGCGAGAAAACGGUGGAAAGAACAAAAGUGGCCACAGAGGCAGCGCGAGUGCGCGGAACGCAACAGACGGAAUCUCCGAGGGACAACAAAGAUUUUAAAUUGGAAACUUGCGGUGAAACUGUGAAGGUAUGCGAGACACAACAAACGAUAUCCGCGAAUGACAAGAAACAGAUCAAAAAGCCAGAAGGUCAAAAAUUAGAAGUCUCCGGUCAGGAUUUGAAGGUAGACGGAACGCAAAAGAUGGAAUUUCUGAAGGGUGCAAGACACGUAAAAGAUGUUAAAUCGAAUACUGCUAACGCUUCCAAAAAACCAUCUGUUGAGAAUAUGACAGUAGAUGAAGAUGAGACCACGCUGAAGAUAAUCCCUAUUUUUGAAAACACUUUGGUAUUCACUUGGAACGCGGCUGUACCUAGGAUCUGGCCGCCUCUAUCGAUGCCGAACUUGAACCAGCGACCCUUGGUCCUGGCAACGCAUUUGGUGCCCUCGUUACCAAUCGAGCUCUUCCAGAUACUCGCGGAGAUAUUCGAGAGCGUCACUAAGAAGCCGGUCGUACUGUUGAAUGAGUCUAGAACCGACCGACCAGUCGCCAAAGACAUUGUCGAUAUAGCUAUUUUACCAGCGGUCAAGGAAUGGGACGAAGGUGUCCUCUUACCCGCCAGCUUCGUCUUCGAGCAUUAUCAUAACAAGAACAAUUCGCCCUAUGUAUAUGCCGAAAUAAUCGCCGCGGCUGAUUGCGCUGCAUACAUCAAAGAUAUCAUGGAUCUGCGAGGCUACAGAUGCGCCGUUCCAGAUAGACGCAACCCACUCAGCGCUGCUGGACUGCUCUUCAAUCAUCUACAUACGAAAGGCGAAAGUCCGGCGUUUUUCGGCAGUAUACUCGAUGCUACUUCGCAGCUCGCUGUGCUGCAAAUGGUCGCUGGGAAACAGGCGGAAGUAGGAGUUCUGGAAAGUACAGUAGUCAGAUGUCAAGUGAGCUUUAUACCCAGCAUAACGUCACUUCAUACUCUUGGUAGUCUAGGACCCCUGCCGCCUUAUCGUAUCAUGAUCAACAGAAUGAUAGCGGACAGAUUCGUCGAACAACUCACAACUUAUCUGCUAAAUAUAAAUCAGCAGGAGAAAUGGAUGGAGAGACUGUUACCGUUCGGCAUCGUCGGUUUUGCCGAGAAUUCGGAAAACUACUAUGAUGUGGAUAACAAGAAAUCCGUAGUUACUAACGUGCCUUAUUAUUAAAAUUGUCAUUUUAUUUAUUUAUUCUUCGUCUUCCUCGGAAGUUUUGUAUGUAUACAUAUUUAUCUGCUUUUUUCUUCUAUUUUCCUCCAGUAAACAGCCUAUCAUUCUUAAUCUUAAUAAACAUUAUUCGUAAUUCG
Ooceraea biroi (clonal raider ant) is the source of this 2169-nucleotide messenger RNA. RefSeq lists its product as uncharacterized. Lineage: Eukaryota; Metazoa; Arthropoda; Insecta; Hymenoptera; Formicidae. The record is from RefSeq and is a predicted model, not a curated record.